AAAAACCACAAGUCACACACUCCAUCUACAGACGAUUUUGCUGGAGAGAAAAAGAUUACCAAUUUCACCCUUCUUCGAUCGUCAUCUUCGUCUCCACCCCUGGAAAACGUGGGAACCCUAAUCUUCUGUGAAAUUCUUACUGUUCAUAGUAGCAGACCAAGAAUUUAUAUUUACGGGAUUGAAGCAAGGUAGAAUCGAAGACGAUGGCAGGGAGAGAAGUUCGAGAAUACACAAAUCUGUCUGACCCUAAAGAUAAGAAAUCAGGGAAGGGUAAGAUUGAUGAUGAAGAUGUCACUUUCCAACGGAUGGUUGCAAAGGGAUAACGGCCCCGCCACAUUUUCUGGUUGUUGCAUUCAGAUGCAAGAGGUUGCUGGUGAACGUGGAGGAUAUCUUCAUGGACGAGGCGCUUUAGACAGCGACGAUUUACUUUAUCUGAAAGAACAGAUGGAAGCAGAGGAGGAUGCUGAACGCCUUCUGAGACGAACUGAAAAACGGGCUUUUGCUGCCUUUAAAAAAGCUGCAACUCAAGCUGAUUCAUCUCCAGCAUCUGUUCCCUUGCCCCUUCGUGUUGAGCCCAAACCAAAGAGUGGUAUCAGGCAGCAAGAUUUGCUGAAGAAAGUUGUCGAGGUUAAACCUAAACGUCCAAAAGUCUCGACACCAUCAAGCCCAAGCUUAUCUCCCCCUGUUAGAAGUGAUAGAGGUCCAACAGAUGCAAAAGUUCAGGGAGAUAGGCAGAAAGAAGAAGCCAAGACAGUGUUAAAGAAACCGGUCAGACCUGAUGAGCAACCUGGCACAGACAGAAAUGAUAGUAAUGCAACGGAAAUCAAUGGGCAAGGUCAAAAUGCUUUGAAAGGCUUGUUGGGAUUAGCGUAUGAGAGUUCAGAUGAAGAAGAAUGAGAGGAUCGAUGGAGACUGAAUAGGGUUAUAUCUUCUUUUAGUCUUCUCGUGUUUUGUCGUCUUUAAUAUUUAUGUCGAAAGCUUACAAGAGUUUAGCUUUAGGAUUCAAUACAGUUUUUGCCAUCUAGCCCUGCACUUGUUGUAAUUGUGAAAACCAAAUGGGUUUGUUAGAGUUUAAAGGCUUUUGAAGCAAAGAAUCUAAUGAAGAUGAUUUCUAAAA
This is a messenger RNA of Capsella rubella, 1117 nucleotides long. RefSeq lists its product as uncharacterized. The coding region runs from base 280 to 897 and encodes 205 amino acids. The transcript is spliced from 6 exons. Lineage: Eukaryota; Viridiplantae; Streptophyta; Magnoliopsida; Brassicales; Brassicaceae. The record is from RefSeq and is a predicted model, not a curated record.